AUGCUACUGCAGAGGACUUCCCCGGUUGGUUUCUCGCCUUGGUCCAGCCGUCAAAUCAACGCUCGUCCUCCGCUCUCAACCUCGCCUCCCAAAACCAAAAUCAAUCGGCCCAAGAUGGAGGAACGCCCUUUUUGGAAUUCUUGUACCCCGGACCUCUUCGCCGGCAUUGCGCUUACCCCGACAACCAAGGAGAUUGGAAACUACACCUCCGAAGCGGUCUCAAACACUCAACCCACCCUCCCCGACACUUCAAGAAUACACGGGACAACCUUCGAUGGGACGGAUAAUUCAGCAGCUAGUCGGGCCAUAGAAGAACUCUCAAGGAUACUAGAAGACAAAAGCAAGGAUGUUGACAAGGAUUUCGACAAGGCAUGGGUUCUUUACCUGGCUGCUGGAAAACCAUCGGCCGUUCGUUCCCCCUUAUGUCAAUACCUAUCAGCUUCCAACCACAGCUCGGAUUCGGACCGGGCUUGGCAACUCUUUGAAGAGAUUCCGCUCAAAGACCGCUCACCCAGUGAUUUUCACCGCAUUACUCAUUCCCAAGCACUAGUCGAAAAUUCUCCAAGACUCAUGGAAAUCGCCAAGCAAGCAGAGCUAUCUACAACGCAAGAAGCUGCCAACUCGUGUUUUCCUAAGAUCUUCGCAUACUUCUUCACAAGGAAACUGUGGAGUCCCGCCGUGGAAGUCUCGCGAAUAUGGGGUUCCCUCGAACACCCAGAGGAUAUUCAAAAGGCCCAAUUGUUAUUUUUACACGUUACAGACGUUACACUCGUUUCGAACUGCCUGGCUUUUGGACUUCAUCUUCGAUCAUCCAGACAAUAUGCUGACCAAAGAAGGCAUGAGCAUUUCUUUGACCUUGCAGAAGCGCUUCUGCAUCAAAUUUCACACUCCCCGACUCAGCCUGAACAUGCCUCGCUGGAUCACCUCCUCGAAAUGCUGAGAGUAUAUGGAGAUCUAUAUGUCCCUUUACUGAUGCAUUACAACAAGAUCAUCGAAACGCUUCAGUCGUCGCCAACUCGCUCCGGAUUUUCUCGAUCAAUAGUCUUUUAUCGCCAACUGCGUGUGGAAUGGCCUGAUCUCCGGCCUUCAUAUGGCCUGUUAAAUCGCCAGUUGAACUCUAUGAAAGCAUGGGGAAUGACUAGCGGUAUAUCAUAUUUCUUGGCCGAACUCGAACAUUUCUUUAAUCGGCCGGGCAUGGGUGCAUAUCUCGUGAGCAUGGACUGCUAUGCUCAUGCUGGUGACUUUUCACAGGCUGAAUCGGUCUUUAACCGGAUGCUGGCGGAUUACGGGAACCCUUCAGACUGUCGGCCAGUGCUACCACUAAUCGUUGCCCAUGCCAAGAUGGGCAAUGUGAAAGAAGCACGUCGACAAUUUGAACGAUUGACAAAUGAAUUUCAGCUCCAGCCAAAUAGCCACUGCUGGAAUGCGCUUAUCAAGGCGCAUGCUGCCAACAAUGAUUGGACUGGUGCACAGAAAACUUUCACUCAAAUGUUGCAUGCCGGCUUGCAGCCAGAUUCAUAUAGCUUUGGCACAUUGAUGGGAAUCACCGCAAAGAGAGGUGAUGUUAAUGGCACCCAUAGGCUCCUGGAAGAAGCACGUCAGCAUCGAGUAUUAAUCACAAUGCCAAUGCUUGAUACAGUCAUUCAAGCACACUGCACGAACGGGCAGUUGGAUUUCGCGGAACAGCUUGCAGAGGCGUGUUCCAACCUUCGAAUCCAAGGGAACCUCACCAGAAUUUGGAAUAUGAUCCUACUUCAGUAUGCGCGCAGGCUCAACGUCAAAGCUUGCUACCGGAUCAAGGCACGCAUGAAAGCGCUCAAUGUUCCGUGGGAUGGUUGGACGUAUUACGCAACGAUGCGUGGUCUUGUCCUGAUUGGCAGACCUGAGCGAGCACGAAAAUUGCUUCAAGACCUGCACCAAAAUCGUGAAAUGUAUGCUGAAGAGGCCCAUUACGCCCUCGUUCUAUCCGGAUUCGUUAAGCAACGCAACAGAGAUAUGGUGCACAUCAUUUUCAAAGAGAUUGUGGAGCGAUUUGGCAAAGCUGGGCCUAAGUCAAGCUUCUUGUAUCUCAAAUCCCAGGUCCAGCGUGAUUUGCGAAUCGCAAAAGAGACCGGUAUCACAAAUGAUGCUGACGUUCAUCUGGUGCACGCGGAAAAGGCUUUGGCCGAAUACCUGGCUAACUCUCAUGCCGCACCAUCAACUUUCAUGCCUGGCAACCAACUUGUCAAUAAACCUGUCAAUGAUGCUGAGGUGGCUUUUCAAUACGAAUACCUGAUCGAGCAAUACGGGAAACGUGGUGCGAUCAAUCGUGCCCUUGCACUAUACCAGGAAUUUGUGGAUAGCCGGGCUCCCGUAAACCCUGAGGAGCACGAGCCGAAACCGAUGCCAAUUCGAGUUCUCACUUCCAUGAUGUCUGCUCAUUUAAACGUGGCACAAUAUGAUGAAGCCGAGAAGCUGUGGAAAUUCGCGAUAUCUGAAGCUAUGGAACAAGCCAGUGAGGUUGUGGUUGACUUGUCGCCCAAAACUCCCUCAUCGAACAUUGAGGAGUCCCAUGCUACAAGUUCUCGGCGCUCUGACUUGCCGACCACCAAUGUUUCUGUCAUUCCCCAUGGUCGCAAGAUUAUAUCAGCACAGCGUUUUAUUCUUGCGAAACCCUUGUCUCUCUACAUGCGAGUCUUGGGCUACCAGAACCAGGCGAGAAGGAUCAGUGAGGUCGUGGCGGAUCUCGAGAAACUUGGCUUCGAAUUGACUACCUUCAAUUGGUCAAGCUGGGUACAAAUGCUGGCAUCCUCUGACUACUAUCCUGAUCAAGUCAAAGGUUUCCAAAUGUUCGAAGAGAAAUUCGCACCUCGUUUCCCUGGAUGGUCCAAGCUUUUACGCGGAUUUGGACACAAAUCACCCCAAAUGACAAAUUCUACUUGGAUGCUUGAAGAUCCUCGAACAGUGUCGUUCCGGGAUGUUGCCGGCAAGAACACACGAAAGCACUGGAUCGGUAUUGAACCAGAUCAUCUGCAACCGACUUAUCUCACCAUCGUUUUCCUCGCCGCCUCUCUCAACCGUAUCCGAGAUAAAACCAUCACUCAAGGCAAUCACGAACUCCAGAAGAUCAACACCGAUGCCCCUGAAACAGUCAAAUUGAUCGGUGAAAUGCCUUAUAAGCGCGACAAGAUCCAAGGCGUAUUGCUUCGACAUCGUUCGCAACAACCUGACAGCGAGGCGAAUCCAACCGAGCACAUCGUCAUGAGAGGUGGCGUUCUCGGCAAGACUACACGUCCCGGAAGUCGACCUAACAUCUUCAAAGAUGACGAGACAUUGGAGACGUGGCAGCGCAAGACUCCAAAUUAUCUAACCAAAGGGCCCAGGAACUCUAGCGAGACUGAAAGUCCAGCGGAUGACACCGUGUGGGUUGAUCGGGGGGUGGAUACCCAGUCGAAUCCGCUGUCAACCGCGGACGAAAUCGACACUGAGAACCACCUCCGCAAGGCUUCCACCACAGUCAAACAAAAGGACCAGAAACGACAGUCUCGAUUUGCCAGUGUCAUUGCUCGUGAAAAGAAGCGACGCGAAAUCACCAAGGAACGCCUCGAAAACCCGGUGAAUCAAAACCUAGUCGACUACAAGAUGUUCGAAGAGGAGGACCAAGCCGUUGACGAAGAGGAUGAGGCUCUUGAUGACCAGUACUGGGUUGAUGAAAAUGAGGACUUCCAGGCUUUCGUCGAAGAAGACAAGGUUGCUGACGAGGAGCAAGUGGAAGCAGAGCCCUACGAGGAACCUGGGCAGCAAGAGCAUUUCGAAGUUAGGCGCUCAGAUGAUAGAGAGCAGUCCGAAUCUGGAUCUGAAACCGAGUGCGCCAAGCAGGCCACACAAGAUCACAGCGAGAUUCCCGAUGAGAACAAAGCUCGCGAUUAG
Molecule: messenger RNA, 3909 nt
Organism: Penicillium cosmopolitanum
Lineage: Eukaryota; Fungi; Ascomycota; Eurotiomycetes; Eurotiales; Aspergillaceae
Product: putative translation regulator (Cya5)
Exons: 2
Coding region: 1-3909 (1302 amino acids)
Molecular function (GO): protein binding
Source: RefSeq, a predicted model, not a curated record